Molecule: messenger RNA, 12377 nt
Organism: Rhizophagus irregularis DAOM 181602=DAOM 197198
Lineage: Eukaryota; Fungi; Glomeromycota; Glomeromycetes; Glomerales; Glomeraceae
Source: RefSeq, a predicted model, not a curated record
UAUAAAUCAUUUGAUUCGACAUAAUCAUUACACCAAGAUAUUUUUCUAUCUGCUAUUGUUAUCAUUAAACGGUUACGUAAGUUACUACGUUCAAUCAAGCAUCACCUACACACUUGCCAUAUAUGAACUGACUACAACACUGGUUCGUUUAUUAUCUUACCAAGCUCGUAGUCGUUUGUGUCUUUCUAAGGGUUGGGAAACUUGGAAAACUUGAUUCUACCUUUAUGUUAUUUUGAUUAACACAAACACGCGUGCAAAACAGUUUUUGACGAUAUUUCUAAAAAGUUUUUUAAUUUCUACUCUUUAUUAACAAAUAGCUUGUUUAGAUCAAGCAAUAAUAAUGAAAAUCAAAAAAACCCCACCAAAGAAAUUAGCGGCACCAAUACCGCCUAUCAAAAGUCUUAUUCAAAAGCUCACCGAAUGUCACGAAGAGGAAAUAACAGCCACGGUGGAUUCUAUUAAAGAAUGGAAUUAUCCACGAGGAGAUCUCUUUCACUGGAUUGCUGUACUAAACCGCUUUGAUAACAUUCUUGAGAAUAUUUGUCAAACUUACAAACUUAAAAAAUUGCAGACAGUAAACUUUACCGAAGGAACGCGCAGUACUUUACUUUCUAUACUAAAAUUUUCGCGAAUGUUACUGGAAAACUGCACAAACAGAAACUUAUAUAGUUCAUACGAACAUCUUAAUGACUUGUUAAAUACAAGUGACUUGGGUGUUUUAGAGGUGUUAUUACGUUUGAUACUCCGACCUGCACAACGUCUCAGUAAUCAACGUGCUCUUCGUACCAAUUUUAACAUUUCUCAGGAUCGAAUUUUAACUUUGGCUCACAAUUGGGCUACAAAGGAGUAUGAUCUCGAAAUGGCGCAGCUUGCGUCUGAUGAAGUCAAAAUCCCAGAAGAAUUAGCAACCUUAAAUUAUCAAUUUUAUCGUCAUUUAACACCAUCAGAAGCUGCAGAAACAACAGGCGAUAAGAAAGGUGAUGUUGCCGGGUCCGUUACAUCCACACCUCAAAAAGGAAAAAGGAAAGAUAGUGCUUCAAGUACUAGUGGAACUAAAACUGGAGAAGGAGUUACUUUAAUUUCUAUUAAUAACAUUCGUCAAUAUGGAGAAACGGAUAUGGACAUUUUAAACAAUGUUAUCGAGGAAUAUGAUAUACCUGAAGAGUUUCACUAUGCUCUUUUAAAUCGAAUUCGGAUUGUUAAUAGUAUUAAGUCGACAGAGUCGAGACGAAAAUUCUUGAUAAUAAGAAUACUUGCUAUUGCUAUUAUGGCUCAUAUUGUACCCGAACAUGUUGCUCAAUCUAAACUAUUUUUGUAUGAGCCCGAUAUUGUUGCAAAUAUUGCUGAAUUGGUUCAUCCAGAUAGAAAUAUACCAAUUGAAAUCCAAACAGUCGCAUUUUAUGCUCUGGACGGAAUCAGUCGAUAUCGUUCAAAACUUGGUGAAGUAUUAUCUGCUGUUAAUGCUUCAGCCAACCAUGGUAUUUUGCUUUACGUGUUACGAAGAGUGAUUGCUGAUCUGGAUAAUAAUAACCCUAUUUUCAACCAAGAAUAUUAUGAUGCGAUGUUUGCUUUAAUUUCCUAUUUUAUCACCACACAAAAUGGUGGAACUAUGGUAAUUUCAGCAGGGAUAGUUCCAACUCUCUUACAAUUGUUGCACAAUAAAAAUCCGCAGCAGUCAAAGAAUAUAACAAAGGCUGUUGGUGUCUUGGACAGUCUUGUCUAUGGAUUUACUCCUUCAUUUACUUCAUUUUGUAAUGCAAACGGAGUUCGUAUAUUGGUCCAAAGAAUAAAGGAAGAAGUUGAUUAUGGUGUUCAGUUAGUGGAUGACAACCAAGGAGAUUUCAUGGAAGAUAUAACGAUCGCAGGAUCUUCAACUUCAGCGAAUCUACCAGCCACCGAACCUGUAACUGCACUUGAAACAUCUGAUGUUACACUUCCUUACGAAAGAUCAUCGUUAUUGAAAUCGAUGUUUAAAUUUGUUUUACAUAUGAUGCAAUCUGCUGGCACUGCAGAUGGAUUGCGAAAUCUUAUUGACACUUCUCUUCCAGACUCAAUUAAAAAGGUUUUUGAACAACCUAAAGUAUUUGGAAGUAGCAUAUUUGCCCUUGCAAUUAAUAUAAUUGCAACAUUCAUUCAUAAUGAACCGACUUCACUUCCGAUUAUGCAAGAGGCUAAGCUUCCACAAACUUUCUUAAAAUCUGUCAUGAAAGAAAUUCCUGCCUCAGUGGAUGUAAUUCAAUCUAUUCCUAACGCAUUUGGUGCUAUAUGCUUGAAUCCACAAGGAAUGGAAAUUUUUACUCAGAUGAAUCCGAUAGACAAGUUCUUUACAAUUUUUACAUCUAUUGAACAUUUACGUGCUCUUCAAGAUAACGAAGUCGCCUCGGUGUUAGGUAACAAUAUUGAUGAAUUAAUGAGACAUCAUCCAAGUUUGAAACAGAAUAUCAUGAAUACGAUUAUGGUCACGCUUCAGCGUAUCUUGGAACUAGGACAGGACAAUUCUAUUGUUGUUGAUGAUACUAAUAUAUUACAUACUGGAACGAAUGAUGGUCAAAGUGAUGUUCAGCCAGAAAAUCGAGAAGAACCAGUAUCAACUGAUGUUACCAUGAGCGAUGCUGACUCUGCUAAAUCAGAAGAGAAAAAAGAGAAUAUUAUUGUUUCAUUUAUUGAGAUUGCCGCAAAGUUUUUAGAAGGUCUUUUUCAGACUCAAAGCCAUUGUAGAGAAUUCCUCAAACAAGAAAAUGGGUUGAAUAUAAUUCUUAAAUUCUAUGCAUUACCAACUGUACCGUACGAUUUUGCAAGUUCGUCAGCCUCAUAUUCUCUUUCUCACUUAAUGAGAGCAAUUGCCGAAGUUGAUCCAAAGAAAAGCGUUACAGCAAUUAUUGUCGCACUUAAUGAAGCACUUCAAGGAGCAACUAAUUUUUUAAAUUAUGAUGGAAAAGGCGGUCUUCUCGUUGAAUAUAUUGAUCUUGAUGCAAAAGAUACUGCAAAAGUUGAAGAAGCCAACAAAACCUUCAGGUCAUUAAUAACUUUACACGGCUAUGUUGGAUUACUUUCCGAUGUCUAUUGUACACCAGUUUUCUCUCAUGGAAAAAGUGUAUCAUCUGUAAUCGAAGCUUUUGUUGGACCUGACAGCGAAGUUAUUCCCUCAUUAGGAAAAUUGCAUAGAACUUGCGUUUGGGAAAAUGUCAUCUUAAAAUCAUCUGUACCAAAGUCAUGGUAUGCUUCUCAAACAAAACCAAAGAAACCUUUUAAUCUACCCGAAAUUUCAACAAGUAGUGCUAUUUCGGCAAUACUAGAUGAUUAUGAUAAAGAAACAACCGAUACAAAUGAGCCUUCUGUCGACCAAAAUAACCGUCAAGUGAAGAACGCCAAAUAUCUUAAAUUUUUAAUAUCGCAUAUUCCUUCUUGUUUGACAUCAUUAUUUCAAGGUUUGGCCAAGAUGCUUUUCACACGUAAAUCACCAGAUGCAAGUCAAAAAGCAUCUGCUUUUAAAGUAUCCGACUCUAUUGCUGAAGUUCUUAGUGAUCAUUUAACUUGGCAUCGUUAUACACUUGAUAGUGAACCCGAUUCUACAAACAAGUACAAUUAUCUUACAGUUAUGCUAGGUCUUUUAUCAUUACUAUUUUUAGAUGAACGAAAUCAAGUAUCUCUUCAGACAAUGCUAGUCAUUUCUUUUGAUAAAUCUGGCGGUUUGGACUAUGUAUUCACACUUUUGCGCAAGUUCUGGGAAGAUGCAGAGGGAAUUAAAGUUUUUGAAGAGUAUUCGACUAUUGAAGCAGACGACAAAUCAAAAGAUAAGCUUACAAGGAUUCAUGGAUGCAUCGAGGUUACACUUAAUUUCUUCCAAUUUGUCGCAUCGGCCAAGUUAUUACACGAUUCAAGUCAAACGAGCACUUUGACAUCUAAAGAUCGAGAACAUCGUUUCGAUCCUUAUGAAUUUCUCGUGAGCCUUCGGGCAAAGAUCCUUCCUAUAAUUAAUGAACUUUGGCAAAGCUCUUACUUAACAAAAGCACCACCAAAUAUUGUAAAAUCUGUUAUACUAAAUCUAGUACAAAUUUUAAAGGCUGAAGGUGAAGUAAAUCAACGAAUAGAAGGGUCAAGUAGCAUAUCAUCAGCAUCGUCGAUAUUUGGAAGAAAUCCUCUUAACCCUCUUAUUCCGGAUGAAGAUAGAGUUCAACAAUUGAUUGACAUGGGGUUUCCACGCUCCGCCGCUGAAACAGCACUCGGAAGAUGUAAUAACCACGUCCAAACUGCAGCAGAAUUUUUAUUAAAUCACCCACAAACAAUUGCAGCUGCAAUUUUUUCAGAAGCUCAAACGGCCGAGUCUGGUCGUGAUUCUUCAACAAUUAAUCAAUCUACUGGCGGAAAUGCGCAGACUGAUACAAACGCUAGUUCGAAUGUAGAUAUUACAGGAACUUCUGGGGAUGAUGAUGAUGAUUCAUCUGAUAACGACGAAGGAAAUAUGGAACAAACAGACGAUUUAGCUCAAGGUAGCCAAUCCGCGGAACGUUCAGUAUCUAGUGAUACUCCUAUUCCUAUGGAAACAGAAACUACUUCAAAGAAAAGUGAUAAAGGAAAAGGAAAAGAAGUCGCUUCGGUAGACCAAUUCAAAACUCUUAGAGAAGAAUUAAAAGCAAGUGCUGCUAAUAGAGCUAUUGAGUUACUAGAUCAAGUUGAAGAAGUUAUUUUUGAAGUGAAAGAUUUAUUUGUCCUCUUGAGCAAAGACGAAGCUGAGAAAACAACAGAGUUAGUAAUAAAAAGUAUUGAACAUGCUCGUGAACAACCCGAAGAAUUACGCAAAAAAGCUUUAAGUUCACGUUUACGCCUAUUGGCUUUAUUAUUAAAUGAAACAAGUAUUCAAGGAAAAAUACCUCAUUUACCAUUCAAUAUAUUUUCAGAUAUGCUAUCUAUGGUAGCUGAGCAAGCUGAACAGUCUUCUGAAAGUAAUUUACCUAAAUGGUUAGCAUCAGCUUUAUUAGUUAUAGAGGCUUUUAUAUCUUUAUCAGAUGAACCAAAAAGUGUGGAGUCACAAUCCAAACCCGAAGAGUCGAAAGCGAUUGAAGAUCCUAUAAUAGAUACUUUUUCACCAACAGAUUCACAACGAUUAAAUUUGCUCGAAUACUGUUUAUCAUUUAUGAAACGUACAGAUCUUGACAAAGAUAUUAUCAUCUCAUUGCUUCGAAUCUUGGUUCGGAUAACUCGUCGCCAUUCUGAUGCAACCGAAUUCGUUAAAAAGGACGGAUUGUCAUUACUCUUUAAUGCUUACAAACCACGAGCUCAUGAUUUCCGUGGACAACAAGUAUUUGUUGUUAUGAUAUUGCGUCAUGUUAUAGAGGAUGUAUCUGUGUUAGAAUCAAUUAUGGAAAGAGAAAUAAAAAAUUGGUUCACUAAUCAUCGACCGCGCGUUGUUGAUAUCAAUAAUUAUCUUCGAAAUACUGCACAAUUUGCGUUACGUAAUCCCGAAAUAUUUGUUCAGACCACCAAGAAACUUUGUAAAUUACCAAGAUAUGAACUUGGUAGAAGUAGUCAACAGAUUACUUUGAUUAAACAAGAGACAGAAGAAGUUCGCAACACAACAAGUAAAGACAAUACUGUUAAUGAAGAAGAAAUGACAGAUGUUGUACCUUCAACAUCUGCAACAGUUGAAUCACCUAAAAAAGAGUCAUUUGGUUCCGAGUUAGCAGAAAAUCUGAUCCAUUUUAUUGCAAAUGAGUUAAUCUCAAUACGUAGUAUUCAGUCCGCUGUGAUUCCAGAGUCUAAAUCAACGGAAACUGCAAAUGAAAAACAAAAAAGUACCGAAAACAAUGUUAACAACAAUAAUAAUGCUAAUAGCAACACAGCUAAUUCUAAUAAUACGGGGUCUACCCAACCACAAUUCAAACCUGAAGAACAUUUGGAUUAUUUAUGUCGUUGUUUCUUGCUUCAAUGUUUAACUGAAUUACUUUCAUCGUAUCCUUCAUGUAAAAUUGAAGUUAUCAACCUUUCACGUAGGAAAAGUAGCAUUGGUCCCACCACUUCAUCUAAGACAAGAACUCCUUUAUUGAGUUAUCUAUUGAACGAUUUAUUACCAUACGGAUGUAUUACACCUUCAACUGACAUUGAAAUACGUAAACGUUAUGGACAAUCUAAAUGGACUACAUCAGUUAUUGUAGCUUUAUGUUCAAACAUUAGUAAUGAUGUUGAUGAAAAGAAGGUCCAGCCUGAAUUAGUACAAGUUCGUAAAUUUGUUUUAGAUUGUAUAACACGUUCGUUUAAGAAUGCUAUUACUUCAUCCGAUCCUAUUGAAACAAAAUACGGGAGACUUUUGGCUUUGGCCGAAUUAUGCUAUGCAAUUCUAACUGCACGAACAAGUACAAGUAAUAAUGCAAACAAACCUAUUGAUGAUGGCCCCGCUAGUGUUGCUAAGUUAAUGCUUGACAAACAUUUCGUUAACACUUUAACUGAAGCUCUUUCAGAAGUAGAUUUAAAUUAUCCUUCAGCAAGAAUUUUGAUAAGUGCUUUAUUGAAGCCAUUCGAAUUUUUAACAAAAAUUGCUAUCAAAUUGGGUCGCGCACCCGAACCUUCUAAAGAAGAACAGGAACGUCGCGAAAGUAUUUCUUCCAUUUCUACCCCAUCAGCUGAUGAAAUGGUUCAUGAAACAGAAGCACCUGAUUUAUAUGCAACUUCUGUACUUGGUGCUCUUGAAGGUAGAAUUGAAAGUGAUGAUAUGGAAGAUGAAGACAUGAGUUCUGAUGAAGAACAAGAAGUUUACGACAAUGGUGAAUACGAGGAAGAAACUGAUAGUGAUAUUAGUGAUCUCAGUAAUGAAGAUGACAUAAAUGAAGAUGACAAUAAUAAUGAAGAUAUGGACGUAGAAAUAGUAGUUCGUCAACCAUUACAUAGUCAUUCUGCAAUAUUGAAUAAUGAGAACAAUGACAACUCUGAAAACGAAGAUAACAAUAUAAGCCAUCAUUUAGAACACGAUGAUGAUACAGAUGAUGAACAUCCUGUUCGUAUUCGUCAAGGUGGAGAUGAUGAUCAAGAAAUGUGGGAUGUUCACGAUCAAGUUAUUAUAAAUCGAAGCGAUAUCGCUGAAGAAGUUAUUGAUGAUGCUGAAGGACAUCAUCACCGCCAUCGCCGACAUGGAGGAUUUGGAGCUGAUGAUGAAGGCAUGUUGGUGGAUGAGGAUGAUGAGGACGACGACGACGACGAUGAUGAUGAUGACGAUGAAGAAGCUGAUGAUGGAGAAGAAAAUGACGUAGUUUUAGAUAGUGCUGAUGUAAUUGAUGAUGGUUAUGUAGAUCGUCUCAACUUUAAUUGGGGAUGGAAUCAACCUGGUUCAAUUUUUAUGAAUGAUGAUGAUUUUGUUCUGCCAGGCCGUCCAAGUCGAGCCUUAUUUAGCUUUGGUAAUAGACGUCAUCGACAUAUUCCUGGUGGCCGUCGUGCUAUUCUAGAAGUUCCACCUGAAGGACUUGAUUAUGUAAUAAGUGAUCAUGCUGGUUAUGGAUUUAAUUUCAGUACAAAUGAUGAAGUUGAUAUUCCUAGUAUAAGAAAUAGACCGAUUCCCGGUUCUAACGAUGAUGUUACUUCACAUCCAUUACUUGUUAACCGAACAUCAAAUCUUCCUAAUAUCACCGGAUCUACAGGAGUUGAAUUCAGAGGAAGAAAUGUCAGAAAUGGACCAUUGGGUGACUGGACACAAUCUAUCGAAGAAUUGAUAGGCGGUGGUGCGGUUCAACUAUUAGAACAAUUAUUAACUAGAAGUCGUGGUUUAGGACAUUCUACUUAUAGACUUGAAUUAAAUACAGGUUCGGGCGGUUUAGUUAGUGGAAUUGAAGUUGAUCGAGUAUUUCCUAGAUCGAUAACAAAUGCCCAAGACAAUCAAAAUAUUACCACACCACCGAGUGACCCAAUUACCGCUGUUCAAGAAUUUAUGCCAGUUUCAACUGGACAAAGGUGGCUUGACGAAGCCCGUAUGAUGUACGGUAAUACUGCGUCCGAAAAGGCUACAAAACUAGUAGAACAUAUAUUGAAUGCUUUAAUUCCACUUGCAGUGGAAGAGGAGAAAAAAAGAAAAGAAAAGGAAGAGAAAGAACGUGAAGAAAGGAAAAUACGUGAUGAGGAAGAACGAAGAAAAGCAGAAGAGGAAGAACGAGUUAGAAGAGAACUAGAAGAGCGAGCUAGGGCCGAGGCAGAAGCUGCUCGAGCUGCUGAAAUACAAAAUGUAACAUCAGAUACAUCAAUGACUGAAAAUACUACAGAACCUGAAGAAGUAAUUGAAGUUACUGAAACUACUGAAAUUAUUGAACUUGGAGACACCAUGCAAGAAGAUGCUCCUGUCACCGAAACUGAAGAAAAUAUAGAGAAUCCCGAUGCUAUGGAUGCUGAACCAUCUCCAGCGCAGGAAAUUGUACCUACUAUAUCUGAGGAUAACGUAGCCAUGGAGGAAGAACCAACUGUUACAGAGGGAGGAGCGACAACCUCACAAGCUUCUCAAGCUGUAGUCGAAAGUACAGUCGAAAGUACAGUCGAGGGUGCAGCUGAAGGUACAAGUGAAACUCAAAGUGCAAGAACAACCGUUAUGGUUAAUGGCCAGCCUGUGGAUAUUACAGAUACUGGAAUCGAUCCAACAUUCCUUGAAGCACUUCCCGAUGAAUUACGCGAAGAAGUUUUAAAUCAACAUUUACCGCCAGAAAGAAGAAACAGACCUCCAGUAAGUGGUGCAGGAGAUACUAUUAGUACUGAAUUUUUGGAAGCCUUACCUGUUGAUUUACGUGAGGAAAUUCUUCAGCAAGAAGCAGCUCUUGAACAAGAAAGGAGAGACCGUCAAAGAACUACUGAACCUGUUGCUGCAGAAAUGGAUACGGCAAGUUUCUUUGCUUCAUUGGAUCCCCAAUUGAGACAAACUGUCCUGCUUGAACAAGAUGAAAUGGUUUUGGCAUCUUUACCUCCAGCAAUUGUUGCCGAAGCAAAUGCUUUACGAGAAAGAGCGAGUAGAAGGUAUACAAAUGCAGUACGAUCAAGAACCAUUGCUAGUACUAAUCCAGCUGUACAAACUCCUAAGAAACCUACUGUCCAGCGUGAUGCAAUGAAACUUGUUGACACUCCAGGAUUAGCCACGUUGGUUAGGCUUUUAUUUCUACCCCAACCAUUGGGCAAUAAAAAUUUGCUCCAUAAGCUAUUGCUUAAUCUUUGUGAAAAUAGUAAAACACGCGGAGAAUUGAUUUUAAUGUUACUUUCGGUCCUUUAUGAUGGAAGUGGUGACGUAGCCGCUGUCGAUAAGAGUUUUGCUCAAAUGUCUUUACGUGCAAAAGGUACUCCUAAAAGUACACCAAGAAGACAAUCGAGUGCUCCAAAUCCGUCUCUUGCUCAAAUAACUCAAGCAGCUGGAGAAAAUGUACCCAAUUUGAUUGCUCAAAGAUGUUUGGAAGCUUUGACAUAUAUUGUGACGUAUAAUGAGGCAUCAGUUACAUAUUUCUUAAUGGAACAUGAAAGCAAUAUUGGACUUAAGAGAUCAAAUAGUCGUAAGGGCAAAGAAAAACAAACUAAAUCCUCUGUUAGCAAAUAUCCUGUCGUGAUACUACUUAGUCUUUUAGAUAGGCAAGUGUUCAUCAAAAAUACAGCAUUAAUGGAUCAAUUAAUGCAUUUAUUAUCAUUCGUUUUACGACCUUUAUCAACUCUCUCGAAAUCGGAUUCGUCGACUUCAUCUGGUGAUUCUGGUUCAACUUCUAAUAAUGGAAACGAAGGAGGUUCUUCAUUACAAAUAAACAACAAUAAUGUAAAUAACAGCGAAAAUAACAACACUAGUAGCAGCGAAAAUAUCAACACAAGUAACAACGAAAAUAACACCACAAUUAAUAACACCACAAUUAAUAACGAAAAUAAUUCAUAUCAAAUUUCUGGAACUGACAAUCAAAAUAACAAUUCAAAUAACUUAUCUGGACAAUCUAAUCAACAAUCUAACAAUGAACAACCUUCCAAUCAAGUUUUAAAUAUACCUAACGAUCAAAAUGAUAAUAAUCUGGAGACUAAUAACAAUAAUAAUCCAUCUGGAAAUGAAACGAAUCAAGAUAAUGCUACAGCUUCCUCGUCAAAACAAGCAGAACCGGAGAAGCUUCCUACACUCAAACCACCUGUUAUACCUGAAAAUUGUUUGCGUUUAGUAGUGAAUGUAUUGACUGCCGGUGAAUGUACAAGUAAUACUUUCAAAUACACACUUUCAGUUAUACAACAUCUUUCCACUUUAAGUGGAGCUCGUGAAGUAAUAACUUCGGAACUAGUUGAACGUGCUCAAUCUCUUGGAAACGAUAUACUAGAAGAUCUUGAUGAUUUAGCGCAAAUUUUAGAUAAGGCAAACACCGGUGUUGAUGUACAAGGAGUGACUUUGUCCAAAUUCUCACCUUCAUCUUCGAAACAAGCAAAAUUAUUACGUGUUCUCAAGACAAUCGAUUACAUGUAUUCUCGUAAACAACAAUCCAAUAUCACUUCAUCUAAUACGCAAACAGAAGUUUCAUUAGCUCCAACUGUUGAUCCUGAUGAAGCGGAAACAGUUGCACCACGAACAUUGUUAGAUAGCAACGCACGAAAUUCUAAAUUGACAGAUGAUGAAGAAAAGGUUAUGAAGAUAUAUGAAACACUCAAUUUCACUGAACUAUGGAAAAAACUAGGGAGAUGCUUGACUACUAUACAUGAAAAACCGGAUAUGAUUCAUGUAGCAACCGUUCUUUUACCACUUAUAGAGUCAUUGAUGGUUGUAUGUAAAUAUGUUGGCAUGACAUCAUCAAGUCAAAAAAUAUCUUCACCAGGGCCGCAUUCUUCUCCUUCUGAGAGUAUGGAGGAUUUGUUCUUUACAUUUACAGAGGAUCAUCGUAAGAUUCUCAAUACGAUGGUUAGGAAUAAUCCUUCUUUAAUGAGUGGAUCGUUCUCUUUAUUAGUACAUAAUCCGAAGAUUCUUGAAUUUGACAAUAAGAGAAAUUAUUUCAACCAGCAACUUCAUAAACGUACAAAUGCUCGUGAACAUUAUGGUUCUUUACAACUUAAUGUUAGACGUCAAUAUGUAUUUGAAGAUUCCUUCCAGAACUUACAAAGAAGAACCGGAGAUGAAAUUAAAUAUGGCAAACUUAGUGUACGGUUUUACGAAGAGGAAGGCGUUGACGCUGGUGGUGUAACAAGAGAAUGGUUCCAAGUUCUUGCAAGACAAAUGUUUAAUGAGGACUAUGCAUUAUUCAAAACAUCAGCAGCAGAUAGACUUACAUAUCAACCAAAUAGAGCCUCUGGUGCAAACCCAGAACAUUUGCUAUUCUUUAAAUUUGUUGGACGUGUCAUUGGUAAAGCUAUUUAUGAUGGAAGGCUCUUGGAUGCAUAUUUCACACGUUCUUUCUAUAAACAUAUACUUGGAAAGCCCGUUGAUUAUCGGGAUGUCGAAGCUAUAGAUUUAGAAUAUUAUAACAGUUUGGUGUGGAUGUUAAAUAAUGAUAUCACAGGUGUAAUUGACUACACAUUUAGCGUUGAGACCGAUGAUUUUGGUCAAAAGAAGAUUAUUGACUUAAAAGAAAACGGUAGAAAUAUUCCAGUGACGGAAGAAAACAAACGAGAAUAUGUUAAGCUUGUAACCGAACAGAAACUUACUUUAGCUAUUAAAGAUCAGAUUGAGCAAUUCCUUGCCGGUUUCCAUGAAAUUAUUCCAGCACAUUUGAUUAGUAUAUUUAAUGAACAAGAGUUAGAAUUACUAAUUUCUGGAAUGCCAGAUAUUGAUAUUGAUGAUUGGAAAAAUAAUACUGAAUAUCAAAAUUAUACUCCUUCAUCUCCACAAAUCCAAUGGUUUUGGAGAGCAGUGAGAAGUUUCGAUCAAGAAGAGCGAGCGAAACUCUUACAAUUUGUUACAGGUACUUCAAAAGUACCAUUGGAAGGUUUUUCCGUUCUUCAAGGUGUUCAUGGUGUACAGAAAUUCCAGAUUCAUAAGGAUUUUGCUAGUCCAGAUCGUCUACCAUCUGCCCAUACUUGUUUCAACCAAAUAGAUAUUCCUGAAUACGAAAAUUACGAGCAGUUAAGGUCUCAAUUAUUAUUGGCAAUCUCGGAGGGAACUACAGGAUUUGGUUUUCAAUAAUUUGUCAUGUAGCGUUAUAUAUAUAUAUUAUUUUGAACUUUAUUUCUUUUUAAGGUUGUUUAACAAAUUAUUUUUUCAUGUUACAAAUUAUCUUUAGUAGACUAACUACUGUAUAUCGGUAACUUUUUUCCUAUUCAUUUAAAAAGAUUUUCCAAUUCCCUUUAUUAUGCAAUAUUAUUUUAAAUUCAUUUAUUUCUUUAAACAUUUUCUCUGUAUAUUUCUUUUGUUUAGGAUGAUAUAAAAUUGUAUUAUUCUAAAUUAUUAUAAUAUCAACAAAUAAAAACUUUGCUUC